AGGAGACACUGCCCCGCUAUGUCCCGGACAGCCUGCUGCAGGGCCCCCCCACUGGAUAUGUGGACCUCCUUUAUGGACGUGUGGACAUGACUGCGUUGAGCUCCAACAUGAUGUACCUGAGUCUGUAUCUGACGGCCCUGCGCCUGCUGCACCUGCCCGUGUUACUGUUCGAGGCCUUCGUGUUGUCUAACGGGAAGUACGAGAGGUCAGUGGUGCCCAGCUCUGCCUCCCGCCUGGUGGCGAGGAUGGACGGGGACAUUAUAAUCGGCGCCCUCUUCUCGGUCCACCACCAACCUUCAGCCGAGAAGGUGGCGGAGAGGAAGUGCGGAGAGGUCCGCGAGCAGUACGGCAUCCAGAGAGUGGAGGCCAUGUUCCACGCCUUGGACCGGAUCAACUCCGACCCCAACCUGCUGCCCAACAUCUCGCUGGGCUGCGAGAUCCGAGACUCCUGCUGGCACUCGUCCGUAGCUCUGGAGCAGAGCAUCGAGUUCAUACGAGACUCGCUCAUCUCCAUCCGGGACGAGCGGGACGGCUCCAGGUGGUGCAUCGAGGGGGCGCCCUCCAGUCAGCCGCCGUCCACCAAGAAGCCCAUCGCGGGUGUCAUCGGGCCCGGCUCCAGCUCAGUCGCAAUCCAAGUCCAGAACCUCCUGCAGCUCUUUAACAUCCCACAGAUCGCCUACUCUGCCACCAGCAUCGACCUCAGCGACAAGACGCUGUUUAAGUACUUCCUGCGGGUCGUGCCCUCCGACACGCUGCAGGCCCGCGCCCUGCUGGACAUCGUGAAGCGCUACAACUGGACCUACGUGUCUGCAGUGCACACAGAGGGUAACUACGGGGAGAGUGGGAUGGAGGUGUUUAAGGAGCUGGCCUCGCAGGACGGCCUCUGCAUCGCUCACUCGGACAAGAUCUACAGUAACGCCGGGGAGAAGCACUUCGACCGGCUGCUGAGGAAGCUGCGAGAGCGUCUGCCCAAAGCCCGGGUGGUGGUGUGUUUCUGUGAGGGCAUGACGGUGCGGGGCCUGCUCAUGGCCAUGCGGCGGCUCGGAGUGUCCGGAGAGUUCCUGCUGAUCGGCAGUGACGGCUGGGCGGACCGGGUGGAGGUGGUGGAGGGAUACGAGCAGGAGGCUGUGGGCGGCCUCACCGUGAAGCUGCAGUCUGACGAGGUCUCCUCCUUCGACGACUACUUCCUGAAGCUCAAGCUCAGCACCAACACUCGCAACCCGUGGUUCCCCGAGUUCUGGCAGUACCGCUUCCAGUGCCGCCUCCCCGGACACCCGCUGGAGAACCUGAACUACGCACGGAACUGCUCAGCGGACCAGGAUCUAGAGCUGCAGGACGGUUAUGAAAGUCUGGAGGACAACUACGUCCAGGACAGCAAGAUGGGCUUCGUCAUCAACGCCAUCUACGCCAUGGCCCACGGGCUGCACGACAUGCACACGGUGCUCUGCCCGGGUCACGUGGGGCUCUGUGACAACAUGAAGCCCGUCGAUGGCAGCCACCUUCUGGACUUCCUGCUAAAGACGUCCUUCGCAGGAGUUUCUGGAAAGGACAUAUGGUUUGAUGAGAACGGAGACUCACCUGGCAGGUACGAGAUCAUGAACUUCCAGCACGUAGAGCCGGGGGUCUACGACUACAUCAACAUCGGCUCAUGGCACGAGGGCGCGCUGAGUCUGGACGAGGAGCUGAUGCAGAUGAACCGCAGCGACAUGGUGCGCUCGGUGUGCAGCGAGCCGUGCUCCAGAGGAGAGAUCAAGGUGAUCAGGAAGGGCGAGGUGAGCUGCUGCUGGAUCUGCACGGCCUGCAAGGACAACGAGGUGGUUCAGGACGAGUUCACCUGUAAGGCCUGCGAGCUGGGCUGGUGGCCCGACCAGCAGCUGGAGGGCUGUGAAACUAUCCCCCUGCGUUACCUGGAGUGGAGCAACCCAGAGUCCAUCAUCCAGGUGGUCUUCUCCUGCCUGGGCAUCCUGGUCACCUCUUUUGUUGCCUUCAUCUUCGUCUUGUAUCGAGACACGCCUGUGGUGAAGUCCUCCAGCCGCGAACUCUGCUACAUCAUCCUGGCGGGCAUCUUCCUGGGCUACUUGUGUCCCUUCACACUCAUCGCCCACCCCACCGUGGCCUCCUGCUACCUGCAGAGGCUGCUCGUCGGACUCUCGGCCGCCAUGUGCUACUCCGCGCUGGUGACCAAAACCAACCGCAUCGCUCGUAUUCUGGCGGGCAGCAAGAAGAAGAUCUGCACCAGGAAACCGAGGUUCAUGAGCGCUUGGGCUCAAGUGGUCAUCACCUCCAUCCUGGUCAGCGUCCAGCUCACGCUGGAGGUCACGCUCAUUGUCAUGGAGCCGCCCGAGCCCGUCAAAUCCUACCCCAGCAUCAGAGAGGUCUUCGUCAUCUGCAACACCAGCAACGUGGGCGUUGUGGCUCCUCUGGGCUACAACGGCCUGCUCAUCAUGAGCUGCACUUAUUACGCCUUCAAGACCCGCAACGUCCCGGCGAACUUCAACGAAGCCAAGUACAUCGCCUUCACCAUGUACACCACGUGCAUCAUCUGGCUGGCCUUCGUGCCCAUCUACUUCGGCAGCAACUACAAGAUCAUCACGACGUCGUUCUCCGUGAGCCUCAGUGUGACGGUCGCUCUGGGCUGCAUGUUCACACCCAAGAUGUACAUCAUCAUCUGCAAACCUGAGCGCAACGUGCGCAGCGCCUUCACCACCUCUGACGCCGUGCGCAUGCACGUGGGCGACGGCAAGAUCGCCUGCCGAAGCAACAGCUUGCUUAACAUGUUCAAGAGGAAGAAGAACGCAGGAAACGGCAGUUCUAAUGGAAAGUCUGUGUCAUGGUCUGAACCAGGUGCAAGACAUCCUCCCAAAGGGGGGGGUCACACGUGGCACAGACUGUCAGUGCACGUGAAGCGGCAGGAGGCCAAUCAGAUGGCUGUCAUCAAACCCUUAACUAACGCCUGCCAGCAGCGAGCACUGGACUUCUCAGACCUCAGCACCAAGACUUUGUACAACGUGGCGGAGGAGGACGAGAGCGAAGCUAUCAGAUACAACCCCCCCAUCACACCCCCCAUGAGGCCCCACGGGCAGAUUCCUGCCUGCGGGCUGAUGCAAGAGGAGGUGGAGCUGUACGCACCUCGGACAAACUGCAUCAUCCCGCAGCACGCCGUCAUGCAGUGCCUGCAGGAAAAGGUGCUGGUGGGUAAAUUCAACAUCCCCGAGCGCCGCGAUAUGAUUCGAGUGCCCGAGGCGGUGAGCGGCGGCGUGUCCGUGUACCACCAGGCCCACCUCAUCCAGCAGGAGCCCCUCCUGCCUCUGCACCUGCAGCCGUACGACGAGGAGGAGGAGCUCUUCGGCCUCCUGCACGGCUACAUGUACAACAACGCCCAGAUUCACGAUGCCGACAACGACUCACUGGACGUCAAGUUAGCCGGGGAGGACUCUCCGACUCUGAUGCCUCCGUCCCCUUUCCGAGAUUGCGCCGCUCCUCCGCUGAGCCCCUUCCCCAAUUCGCCGAUCUCUGAGUCCAUCUUGUGCACCCCGACUGAUGUGACGUAUGCCUCCGCCAUCCUCAGAGACUACAAGCAAAGCUCCUCCACUCUGUGAGCGUGCAUGUUAAGUA
This is a messenger RNA of Cottoperca gobio, 3615 nucleotides long. Its product is annotated as metabotropic glutamate receptor 1-like. Gene Ontology annotation, cellular component: membrane. Gene Ontology annotation, molecular function: G protein-coupled receptor activity. The transcript has 11 exons. Gene Ontology annotation, biological process: G protein-coupled receptor signaling pathway. Bases 87 to 3599 code for a protein of 1170 amino acids. NCBI's taxonomy places the organism in Eukaryota, Metazoa, Chordata, Actinopteri, Perciformes, Bovichtidae. The record is from RefSeq and is a predicted model, not a curated record.